AUGGCUAAAGAUCUAGUUCAAGCUCGCGACUCCUCUUUGGUUUUUGGCGUUGCCAGAAUCUACGCUUCUUUCAACGACACUUUCGUGCAUGUCACCGAUUUGUCUGGUAAGGAAACUAUCUCCAGAGUUACUGGUGGUAUGAAGGUCAAGGCCGACAGAGACGAAUCGUCCCCAUACGCUGCCAUGUUGGCUGCCCAGGACGUUGCCGUCAAGUGCAAAGAAGUCGGCAUCACCGCUCUACACGUCAAGAUCAGAGCCACCGGUGGUACCAGAACCAAGACCCCAGGUCCAGGUGGUCAGGCCGCUUUGAGAGCUUUGGCCAGAUCCGGUAUGAGAAUCGGCCGUAUCGAAGAUGUUACCCCAGUCCCAUCUGACUCCACCAGAAAGAAGGGUGGUAGAAGAGGUAGAAGAUUGUGA
Lachancea meyersii CBS 8951 is the source of this 417-nucleotide messenger RNA. The record is from the annotation of a GenBank genome assembly. NCBI's taxonomy places the organism in Eukaryota, Fungi, Ascomycota, Saccharomycetes, Saccharomycetales, Saccharomycetaceae.